Molecule: messenger RNA, 568 nt
Organism: Cokeromyces recurvatus
Lineage: Eukaryota; Fungi; Mucoromycota; Mucoromycetes; Mucorales; Mucoraceae
Exons: 2
Coding region: 1-417 (138 amino acids)
Source: RefSeq, a predicted model, not a curated record
AUGCUGCUGAAUUGGUUGUCCAAAGACAUAUUAUCCGCUUGCCGCCCCAAUAUGAUUAUUGAUCCGAUACUCUGGUUACCCAUGACACACAGUGAGCGUAGUCGAACUAUUCGAUGGCGUCUUGGUUGGUUACCCGGAGGAAUACCUAAAGUCUGCCCAUAUCAUCCCCAUGUACACUUUAGUCGGUCACACGCCACUGAAUGCUUGCACAUGCGCACCGGUUUAAUCUUGCUACGAUCAAUUGCAGAUCCCCUUUCCUUUCUUUUAACUCAUCUCCCUCAGCAUAAGCUCCGAAAUUCUCAGGAUGUUUCUGCCUGGCUCUAUCGUUGGCCAGUUAUGUGCACCAUUCUACACGAAAUGGAUUACUUAAUGCACGACAAACUACCCCCUCCACUUUUUGAUCCAGGCAGGAAAUGACUCAACUGGUUGUCUCUUUAAACUUGUUAGCAAUAUUCUCCCUUCCUUUCUCACCUUCUCUUCUUCCUUUCUUUUACCUUUUUACCUCUUGUCCCGUAAGAGGGUUUUUAGAUACUUUUUUUUUUUUUACAUAAUUUGAACUGACUUGGGC